Miscanthus lutarioriparius is the source of this 426-nucleotide messenger RNA. NCBI's taxonomy places the organism in Eukaryota, Viridiplantae, Streptophyta, Magnoliopsida, Poales, Poaceae. The record is from the annotation of a GenBank genome assembly.
AUGUCUUCCUCCUCCGAGCUCGUCCUCUACAACCUCGUCCCCGCCCCCCAAACCCUAAACCCUCCCGCACCACACGCCCCCGCAGCCGCCGAUCUCUCCAUCUCCACCGCCGUCGCGGCGGCGGCGCCGGGGACCGCCGCCCUCCACGGCCGCGUUCGGCGCCCGGUGGGGUUCUCCUCCUCCGCCGACCGCCACGCCAAGGUCGCCGGCCGCGGCCGCCGGGUCCGCAUCCCGGCCAUGGUGGCGGCGCGCGUCUUCCAGCUCACGCGCGAGCUCGGACACCGCACCGACGGUGAGACCAUCGAGUGGUUGCUCCGCCAGGCCGAGCCCUCCAUAAUCGCCGCCACCGGCACCGGCGUCACCACCGAGGAGGCGCCCCCGCCUCUUGUCUCCCCGUCUCCUCCGUCGCGGCCACCGCGUCCAUGA